Molecule: messenger RNA, 927 nt
Organism: Elephantulus edwardii (Cape elephant shrew)
Lineage: Eukaryota; Metazoa; Chordata; Mammalia; Macroscelidea; Macroscelididae
Gene: MTAP
Product: methylthioadenosine phosphorylase
Exons: 8
Coding region: 4-855 (283 amino acids)
Biological process (GO): nucleoside metabolic process
Cellular component (GO): cytosol
Molecular function (GO): S-methyl-5-thioadenosine phosphorylase activity
Source: RefSeq, a predicted model, not a curated record
GACAUGGCUUCAGGCGCCGCCACCGCGGCCGUCAAGAUUGGAAUAAUUGGUGGAACAGGCCUGGAUGACCCAGAAAUAUUAGAAGGAAGAACUGAAAAAUACGUGGAUACUCCUUUUGGCAAGCCAUCUGAUGCCUUAAUUUUGGGGAAGAUAAAAAAUGUUGAUUGUGUCCUCCUUGCAAGACAUGGGAGGCAGCACACCAUCAUGCCCUCACAAGUCAACUACCAGGCGAACAUCUGGGCCCUGAAGGAGGAGGGGUGCACACAUGUCAUCGUGACCACGGCCUGUGGCUCCUUGAGGGAGGAGAUUCAGCCCGGCGACCUCGUCAUUAUUGAUCAGUUCAUUGACAGGACCACCAAGAGGCCUCAGACCUUCUAUGAUGGGAGUCAUCCCUGCACCAGAGGAGUGUGCCACAUCCCAAUGGCCGAGCCCUUCUGCCCCAAGACGAGAGAGGUCCUCAUAGAGACUGUUAAGAAGCUCGGCCUCCGGUAUCACACCAAGGGGACAGUGGUCACAAUCGAGGGGCCUCGGUUUAGCUCCCGGGCAGAAAGCUUCAUGUUCCGCACUUGGGGGGCCGAUGUGAUCAAUAUGACUACGGUUCCAGAGGUGGUCCUGGCUAAGGAGGCUGGGAUUUGCUAUGCAAGUAUCGCCAUGGCAACAGAUUACGAUUGCUGGAAGGAGCACGAAGAAGCGGUUUCAGUGGACAAGGUAUUAAAGACCCUGAAAGAAAAUGCCAAUAAAGCCAAAAGUUUACUCCUCACUGCAAUACCUCAGAUCGGGUCCAUGGAAUGGUCUGAAACCCUUCAUAAUCUGAAGAAUAUGGCCCAGUUUUCUGUUUUAUUACCACGGCAUUAAAGUGUCUUGGCUACCCAGGAAGAUAGCUGACUUUCUAAUCCCAGUCACUUGGAGAAUUCCUGCUGAACUUGA